Molecule: messenger RNA, 1686 nt
Organism: Delphinapterus leucas (beluga whale)
Lineage: Eukaryota; Metazoa; Chordata; Mammalia; Artiodactyla; Monodontidae
Gene: NUFIP1
Product: nuclear FMR1 interacting protein 1
Biological process (GO): box C/D snoRNP assembly
Cellular component (GO): nucleus
Molecular function (GO): RNA binding
Source: RefSeq, a predicted model, not a curated record
CGCACGCUGGCUUCCCUACUAGGUGGAUGGCAUGGGUGAGCAGGCAAGUGGUUGCGUGACUCGCACGGGGUGGUUUUCAGCUCCCGAGGUGAGCCCCUCUUUGGAGCCUCUGAGGGACGGUGCCUCGCUGCCGGACAACUGGAUGUUCUGGGCGAUGCUGCCGGCGCCGCCACCACCGCCUUCGUCGCUUCCCGCAGGAGGGUCCGAACCUUCCUCAGACGCGCAGCCCCCCGCGGAGGCCCAGAGCCUCCCCGAGGCGCCUCCCCCCUUUGACGCCCAGAUUCUUCCCGGGGCACAGCCCCCUUUCGACGCCCAGUCCCCCCUUGAUUCUCAGCGUCAACUCAAUGGCCAGCCUUCCUGGAAUUUCCAGGCUUCAACAUCAUGGUACUGGACACAGUCUCCUGGUGUUUUUCCUUGGCAUCGGCAGCCCCACAACACUCCGGUUAAACAUUCUUAUCUUCCACGAAAACAUGAUGCAAAGGUCAAUGACUUCAACAUGUCUCCCAGGAGAAAACAGAAAAAAAGGAAAAGAAAGGAACCAGUUUUUCACUAUUUUUGUGAUACCUGUGAUCGUGGUUUUAAAAAUCAAGAGAAGUAUGAUAAACACAUGUCCGAACAUAUGAAAUGCCCUGAGGCAGAUUGCUCUUUUAGUGCACAUGAGAAGAUUGUCCAAUUCCAUUGGAGAAAUACGCAUGCUCCUGGUAUGAAGAAAAUCAAGUUAGACACUCCAGAGGAGAUUGCAAGAUGGAGGGAAGAAAGAAGAAAAAAUUACCCAACUCUGGCUAAUAUCGAAAGGAAGAAAAAGUUAAAAAUUGAAAAGGAAAAGAGAGGAGCAGUGUUGACAACGACACAGUAUGGCAAGAUGAAGGGGAUGGCCGGACAUUCACAGAUGGCAAAAAUCAGAAGUCCUGGCAAACGUCACAAAUGGAAAAAUGGUCGUGCUGGGUCAGGCAAUCCCUUGUGUGGUUCGAAGCCUGAAAGUACACCCGAGGCAAAUUCAGACCCUCUGGGUGUUUUGGUAAACACCGAUUCCGAGUCCGAUAAAGAGGAGAAACCACAAAGUGCUGUCAUACCUAAGGAAGUGACACCAGCCCUGUGCUCCCUAAUGAGCAGCUAUGGCAGCCUCUCGGGGUCGGAGAGUGAGCCGGAAGAAGCUCCCAUCAAGACUGAAGCAGACGUUCUGGCAGAAGACCAGGUUCUUCAUAGCAGUACUCCUAAGAAACCAAGUCAAGAUGUUAAAGCAACUGUUAGAAAUUUCUCAGAAGCCAAGUAUGAGAGCCAAAAGAAAAGUUUCAAAAACACAAAUCCUAAGAGGAAAAAAAAUUAUCGCAAUUAUCAGACAUUAUUUGAACCAAGAACACACCAUCCAUAUCUCCUGGAAAUGCUUUUAGCUCCAGACAUUCGACAUGAAAGAAAUGUGAUUUUGCAGUGUGUUCGGUACAUCAUUAAAAAAGACUUUUUUGGACUUAAUACUACUUCUGCAAAAACUAAAGAUGAAUAGGUGUCCGGUGUUUUAGUACACAUAUCUGAAGCGUGUAAAAUAGUAACAUCUUCAAGUUUGUGGAGGAAAACCUUUUCUUUUUUUUAAACUGGAUUAGUAAUUAAAUUGUAAGCCUCAUGGGCUAUUAUGUAGGAUUUUCAAGUCUUUCCUUUGACUCUAUACAAAUAAAUACAUAACUGAUUUUU